AUGUCUUCACCGACAAAGCGGGGGACACGUUCCUCAAAACAAUCGACAGCAUCGCCGGUCUCAUCGGCCCGAUCAACUCGGUCAACUCGAUCGGCUCGCGAACCUCCUAGCAGCCCGACUCGCCAAGCCACCCCCCGCGCUGCCAGACAGUUGACCGCUGAAGGAAAUGGUCUAUCGUCAUCGCCGAUGGCCUACCAGUCAUCGCCUAUCAGAGGACGCCGAGAUACAGAGACUCCAGAUGUUCGCAUGGACGAAGCCAGCUCCCAAGUUGAUGAUGGGGAUAGAACCCCUCGCGCUGUUCAAAGCGGGAUUCGAGACUCAUCGCCGAUCAAUUACAUCGCCAGCUCUAGCCCCGCCCCUGGUUAUGGCCGAACAGAUAUUCGUUCCGACAUCCGCUCCGAUGCUCUGAGCGAAAGCAGUGCGCUCUUUGUAUCGCCAAGUCACGGUCGCCGGGCUGCUCCUCGUCGAAGCGAUCUUCACUCUGGUGGAUUUGGCUCAACUCCUGCUCGCCGCAACCGCAUUUUCGUCGGUGCCAAUGGCAUCCCCUCCGAAGACAAUGCUCCUCGCUCCGACGCCACGUUCUCUAACAUCAACCCCGGCACCUCGGAGGCUGAGGCUAUUGCCGGUAACUCCUCGCGUGUCAUUUGGGGUACCAACAUUUCGAUCCAGGAUUCUAUGUCCGCUUUCAAAAACUUCUUGUACAACUUUGCUACGAAAUAUCGCCUGUGGGCCGAUGGCGCUUCUGAAGACGAGACAAGGAUCCUGGGUGCGGUGGCAGAGAGGCGCGAGUAUAUUACCAUGCUUAACGACAUGCGCCGUCUCGGUAUGACGACCUUCAACCUGGAUGCCAGGAAUUUGAAGUCCUACCCCCUGACCUUGAAGCUCUGGCACCAGCUGUCCGCAUAUCCUCAAGAAAUUAUUCCUUUGAUGGAUCAGGCGGUCAAGGAUGUGAUGGUUGAUUUAGCUCUCAAGGAGAUGGACGUCCUGCGGUCGGAGAUCCAGCGUGGUGCUCAAUCCCGGGACCGUCGUGGCCAGUCCAUCCUUACAUCCGAUGGCAUCGUUCAGCCAGCUGAUGUUCCCGACUUGAUUGGUGAAGUUGAGGCCGUAUCCUACAAAGUGCUCCCAUUCGGUCUUGAUGAGACCGUGAAUAUGAGAGACCUCGACCCGGCUGAUAUGGAUAAGCUCGUUAGCAUCAAGGGUCUAGUUAUUCGGACUACCCCCAUCAUUCCCGACAUGAAGGAGGCUUUCUUCCGCUGCAGCGUUUGCAGUUUCGGUGUCCAAGUUGACAUUGACCGUGGUCGUAUCGCGGAGCCCACUAUGUGUCCCCGUGAUAGCUGUAAAUCGAAAAACUCGAUGCAGCUGAUUCACAACCGAUGCUCAUUCUCAGACAAGCAGGUUAUCAAGUUACAAGAAACACCCGAUAAUGUUCCUGACGGCCAGACACCUCACUCCGUCUCUCUUUGCGUUUACGAUGAACUCGUGGACAUUUGCAAGGCUGGUGAUCGUGUCGAGGUGACAGGUAUCUUCCGCUGUAACCCGAUGCGUGUGAGUGCUCGUCAGCGCUCCCAGAAGGCCCUCUUCAAGACAUACAUCGAUGUUCUUCACGUUCAAAAGGUCGAUCGCAAGAAGAUGGGCAUCGAUGUGUCCACCGUCGAACAGGAGAUGUCUGAGCAGGCUGCUGAAGCCGACCAGGCACGCAAGAUCUCUGCCGAGGAGGAGGAAAAGAUCAAGCUCACUGCCUCUCGCCCGGAUGUCUACGAGCUGCUGGCCCGCUCCUUGGCUCCCAGUCUUUACGAGAUGGAUGAUGUGAAGAAGGGCAUUCUACUGCAACUAUUUGGGGGUACCAACAAGACUUUCCAGAAGGGUGGUAAUCCUCGCUACCGUGGAGAUAUCAACAUUCUCCUCUGUGGUGAUCCUUCGACCGCCAAGUCACAGCUGCUGCGCUACGUUCACAAGAUUGCUCCCCGCGGCGUCUACACCAGUGGUAAGGGUUCUUCGGCCGUCGGUUUGACUGCCUAUGUGACUCGUGACCCGGAGACUAAGCAGAUGGUUCUUGAGUCUGGCGCCCUAGUUUUGUCCGAUGGCGGUACUUGCUGCAUUGACGAGUUCGACAAGAUGAACGACGCAACCCGAUCCGUGCUCCAUGAAGUGAUGGAGCAGCAGACCGUAUCUAUUGCCAAGGCUGGUAUUAUCACAACUUUGAACGCGCGUACUUCCAUCCUGGCCUCCGCCAACCCCAUUGGCAGUCGCUACAAUCCCAGACUGCCUGUUCCCCAGAACAUUGAUCUUCCCCCAACCCUGCUCUCUCGUUUUGAUCUGGUAUAUCUUGUGCUUGAUCGUGUCGAUGAGACUGAAGAUCGCCGCCUGGCAAAGCACUUGGUCGGCAUGUACCUGGAGGAUGCUCCGGAAAAUGCCAGUUCUGAGGAGAUUUUGCCCAUUGAAUUCCUUACUGCCUACAUCACCUAUGCCAAGACCCAGAUCAACCCUGUUCUGACCCCCGAGGCCGGCAAGGCCCUCAUCGACGCCUACGUUGCCAUGCGCCAACUAGGUGACGACAUUCGCUCCCAAGAGCGCCGCAUCACCGCCACCACCCGACAGCUGGAAUCCAUGAUCCGACUUUCCGAGGCUCAUGCCCGUAUGCGCCUGUGCUCCGAGGUGACAGCCGCCGAUGUCGAAGAAGCCGUGCGUCUGAUUCGCUCGGCCAUUAAGCAAGCCGCGACUGACUCGCGCACGGGCCUGAUCGACAUGGGUCUAUUGACCGAGGGAACCAGUGCAAGUGAGCGCCGCAUGCGCGAAGAUCUUAAGCGCGCAGUGCUGGCUCGCCUUGAUGAGCGCGGUGGCGUUAGCGGUGCUGCUGUCCGGUGGUCCGAGUUGUUCCGCGACAUGGGAGAGCAUAGCGACACAGCAAUUGAUCACAACCAAUUUAAUGAUGCCGUUCGCUCGUUGGAGGCGGAGGGUGCGGUGCACAUUUUGGGCGAGGGUGUUCGACGGAGUAUCCGCCGUGCCGCGCUCGGCAUGUCGUGA
Penicillium maclennaniae is the source of this 3024-nucleotide messenger RNA. RefSeq names its product MCM DNA helicase complex subunit MCM4. Gene Ontology annotation, biological process: mitotic DNA replication initiation; DNA strand elongation involved in DNA replication; double-strand break repair via break-induced replication. Gene Ontology annotation, cellular component: nucleus; MCM complex. Lineage: Eukaryota; Fungi; Ascomycota; Eurotiomycetes; Eurotiales; Aspergillaceae. Gene Ontology annotation, molecular function: single-stranded DNA binding; ATP binding; single-stranded DNA helicase activity. The coding region runs from base 1 to 3024 and encodes 1007 amino acids. The record is from RefSeq and is a predicted model, not a curated record. The transcript has 3 exons.